Molecule: messenger RNA, 1299 nt
Organism: Suillus subaureus
Lineage: Eukaryota; Fungi; Basidiomycota; Agaricomycetes; Boletales; Suillaceae
Product: kinase-like domain-containing protein
Exons: 11
Coding region: 255-1142 (295 amino acids)
Biological process (GO): signal transduction; G1/S transition of mitotic cell cycle; protein phosphorylation
Cellular component (GO): cytoplasm; nucleus; cyclin-dependent protein kinase holoenzyme complex
Molecular function (GO): cyclin binding; cyclin-dependent protein serine/threonine kinase activity; ATP binding
Source: RefSeq, a predicted model, not a curated record
UCGCAUUUUGCCGAAGGGCUCUUUAUAUGACCUCGACCAGGUGCAUAUCCCUGGCGCGUAUCUCCACUUCAUUCCACUGUCACGCCUCUCUCUGAGGGUUAGCUACGAGCGCCAGAUAUUCUGAAUAUCGCCAAUCUUCCAAUUACAACGACGAGUCGGCGAGCUCGCCUUUACUCGAUCUCCGUAUCACCCGCCAGGUUUCAUCUAGAUUGACCUUUAACCUGCAUAGUACAGAUUGUGCGCUCUUUUGACAAAUGGAUCGCUACGCAAAAAUAGAGAAAGUUGGAGAAGGCACAUAUGGAGUUGUUUAUAAAGCGCGGGACGUUACAACGAAUCAGAUUGUAGCCCUUAAGAAAAUUCGACUCGAAGCAGAGGAUGAAGGAGUCCCGAGCACUGCCAUCCGAGAAAUCAGUCUGCUGAAGGAACUCAAGGAUGACAAUAUCGUUAGACUGCUUGAUAUCGUGCACGCCGAACAGAAGCUUUAUCUCGUAUUUGAAUUCUUGGAUGUUGACUUGAAGCGCUAUAUGGAGAACGCCAACACAUCCGGUACGCCCAUUCCCAUCGGCAUAGUCAAGCGAUUUACUCACCAGCUCAAUGCUGGCCUUUUGUACUGUCAUUCGCACAGAAUCUUACAUCGCGACCUGAAGCCUCAAAAUCUACUUAUUGACAAGAAGAACAAUCUCAAACUCGCAGAUUUUGGUCUCGCGAGAGCUUUUGGCAUUCCAAUGAGGACAUACACCCACGAGGUGGUAACGUUGUGGUACCGCGCUCCUGAAGUAUUGCUUGGUUCUCGGCACUACUCGACAGCUAUUGACAUGUGGUCCGUUGGGUGCAUCUUUGCUGAGAUGGUGAUGCGUGGGAGUCCUCUGUUUCCUGGCGACUCUGAGAUUGACCAGAUCUUCAAGAUCUUCAGGAUCCUCGGCACUCCAAGCGAAGAGACUUGGCCAGGCGUGACUCAAUUGCCUGAUUACAAGGAUACAUUCCCUCGAUGGUCGAAGCAGGAACUCAAGAGUGUCGUACCUAAUCUUGAUGAACAAGGUUUGGACCUGCUCGCGCACACUUUGACGUAUGACACGGCAAAACGGAUUUCUGCAAAACGUGCUCUCAACCACCCUUACUUCGCGCACUACACACCGUCAUGACAAGUUCUUCGCAUCUGAGUAGAUCGCAUACAUAAUUGAUAUAUUCCACUUCCUUGUCACCUUUCAGGUUGUCGUCCACCCUUGUCUCCAUAUUUCGUAUCACAGUAAGAGUAGCCUAAAAUACGUCGAAUGUGAUAGUAUGUGCAUCGUUCGGAAG